Molecule: messenger RNA, 2074 nt
Organism: Antechinus flavipes (yellow-footed antechinus)
Lineage: Eukaryota; Metazoa; Chordata; Mammalia; Dasyuromorphia; Dasyuridae
Gene: IFNGR1
Product: interferon gamma receptor 1
Exons: 7
Coding region: 91-1587 (498 amino acids)
Biological process (GO): type II interferon-mediated signaling pathway
Cellular component (GO): membrane
Molecular function (GO): cytokine binding; cytokine receptor activity
Source: RefSeq, a predicted model, not a curated record
CGGUUAGCGCCCCUGGCUGAUGUCCUGUAGGAGACUGGAGCACUCACCACCUGAGAUUACGGCUGGGCUCCGCAGGGAGGCAGAAAAGGAAUGAGGCCCGGGCUCUCCCGGGCCUCGGGGGUGGACCCCAGCCUCCUCCUCUUUGUCUUUCUGUGCGGGAGCUGCGCUGAGACCCUAACCCGGGAUUCCGCAGCGUCUUUAGUAUCUGAAUCUCUUACAGUGUCUCCACCAACUAAUGUUGAAAUAAAAUCUUAUAAUCUGAAUCCUGAAGUGUUUUGGGAUUACCAGAUAACAUCUCCAACUCCUACUUUCACAGUGCAGUUGAGAAAGUAUCCAAAUGAAGUGUGGAAUGAAGUCUGCACCAAUAUUUCUCAUAAGAUUUGUAACAUAUUUGACCAUGUCAAAAACUCACAAGUUGCUUACUGGGCCAGAGUUAAAGCUAUUGUUGGACAAAAUGAAUCUUCCUUUGUAGAAUCUGAAGCAUUUCAUAUGUAUGAAAAAGGAAAAAUAGGACCACCUACACUGAAGAUUCAAGAGAAAAAUGACAAACUUAUUAUUGAUAUUGACCAUCCUCUAAUAAUUGUUGAAGGAGAAAAGAAAGGAACUGUGUGUGAUUAUUAUUAUGAAGAAGAUGAUGAUGAUGAUGAUGAUUAUUGUAGCACAUUAACAUAUAAGGUGUAUUUGAAGAUAGAUGGAAAGAAGAUCACUGAGAAAGAAACCAAUCCUCAAUCUUGCAAUGGCACGCAAUGCCAAUUAAUUGAACGAGCAACUUCAUUUAAUUCUGAGUACUGUGUUUCUGCCAAAGGAUUUUCUCAGAAAACUUCUUUCACAAUUAAAUCUGAGGAAGCAGAAGAACAGUGUAUUACAGUUUCACCUAAUACAAAAGAAGAUUCUUCUCUGCCCAUCCUAAUUACUGUUGUAUGCUUCGCCCUUGUUAUAUUUGUAUUACUCAUUAUAAGUUACUGGGUUUGCAAGACAAAGGUGUUUCAGAAAAGCAAUCUCAUUUUGCCCAAGUCAUUGGUCUCUGUAAUAAGAAAUUUUCCACACAACAUUUUAGAGGUGAAUUCGGAAUCAAGAUAUAUUUCUGUUCUUGAAACAUCGCAUUUACCAGUUACAGAAAAUGAGGAAAAUACUAUUAAUCAUUUGACUCCAAGUAAUAUUAAUUCUGAAGACAAUAGAGAAAAAUCAGAACACUUCCAAGAAAUAUCAAGCAUUACAGAAGAAAUGACUGUUGAAGAAAAUAUUACUGAAAAGACUUCUGAUAGAAAUCAGAGUCCAACAGUGAAGAAUUAUUUUCAUUCCAACAGUAACCAAGUUGAAUCUGGCAGUCUCAUUUCAAACUUUUGCCUUCCCACAGAUGAUUCUGAGAAUAGGCAUGUAGAAUCAUGCAACUUCAAAUCUGAUCCAGAACUUCCACAAAGUGACCCUGAAAUAAAAGCUGACAUUCAAGACAGCAUCAUUCUAAAGGUUAACACAUCUUUUGGCUAUGAUAAACCUCAUGUUUUAGUAGAUAUGCUUACAGAUUCCAAUGAUAAAGAAUCUUUGAUUGGCUAUCGACCCUCAGAACCAUUCAUGGAAAUUUCAUAGCAUUGAGCUAAAACAAACUAAAAAAAGUUGACUUUUCAGAUUUUGCUGAGAAGAUAGCCUAUUCAACAUGAGUGAUACUGUGUCUGGAUUUUGAAUCAGAAUUCCUGAUUUCAGAUCCUUGCUCUGUGUGAUAUUGCGCAAAUUACUUCAUGUCUCUGGACUAAUAUUUCCUCCUGUGUAGAAUAGAUUUGGGCUUGAUUUCUCAGGCCCCUUUGUACAAUAGUUUAAAUCUGUAUCAUGUUGAAGAUAUGGAAGUGAGAACUAAAAUUCAUACAGCUUAUGUGAAUUUAACUAUUUGGCAUCUUAAAUGUGAACUCAGUUCAUGGAUGAAUAUGUAUCUCUGCUUGUAUAUAGUUAACUACUGUUGGAACACAAAGAUGUGGCUUUGAGUAUUGGGUACUUAUUAUGGGUAAUCAUUAAAGCUAAUAAGCCAAGUUUUUUUGUUUGUUUUUUUUUUUUAACUGAAUAAAAUAAUUCAUUUAACUAA